GAUUUGGAAGUGAUUGUAGAAAAGAGUAGAUGCUCUCUCUAUACCUCUACUACCUACAAUAUAUCUGUCGACUAUCAUGACUUGAAGUCUUGGAUCAAAUAUCCUCCUACACUUUCACAUGAUGAUAUAUUUCUUAUCAUUAUCGCUAUCGCUAGUUAUCGCUAUCGAUUCCCCGAGAUUAACCCCUGGGCAUUCAAUUAA
This is a messenger RNA of Botrytis fragariae, 201 nucleotides long. RefSeq lists its product as uncharacterized. NCBI's taxonomy places the organism in Eukaryota, Fungi, Ascomycota, Leotiomycetes, Helotiales, Sclerotiniaceae. The record is from RefSeq and is a predicted model, not a curated record. The annotation marks the transcript as partial. The transcript has 4 exons.